AUGCAAAUGGUCGAGAUUGCACGCAGAGUCGACCUACAGACACCUUAUGGGGGAAUUCUAAAUUCCACAAGGCCGCCAGCAAAUGCAGUGGCACUCAAAAAUAUCAAAAGCGAGUAUUAUAUCCGUGCGCUUCGCGGAAGUACUCCUCAAGGUGGCAAGUGUUCUAGUUAG
Molecule: messenger RNA, 171 nt
Organism: Plasmopara halstedii
Lineage: Eukaryota; Oomycota; Peronosporomycetes; Peronosporales; Peronosporaceae
Exons: 2
Coding region: 1-171 (56 amino acids)
Source: RefSeq, a predicted model, not a curated record